Eufriesea mexicana is the source of this 2099-nucleotide messenger RNA. RefSeq names its product dnaJ homolog subfamily C member 21. Gene Ontology annotation, cellular component: cytoplasm. Bases 1 to 1908 code for a protein of 635 amino acids. The record is from RefSeq and is a predicted model, not a curated record. Lineage: Eukaryota; Metazoa; Arthropoda; Insecta; Hymenoptera; Apidae. The transcript has a single exon.
AUGAAGUGUCACUAUGAAGUAUUAGAAAUACCACGAAAUGCAUCUGAUGAUAAUAUAAAAAAGGCUUACAAAAGACUUGCUUUAAAAUGGCAUCCUGAUAAAAAUUUAAAUAAUCCAGAAGAAGCAAAAGAACAAUUUCAACUUAUUCAACAAGCUUGGGAAGUGUUAAGUGAUCCUAAUGAACGUACUUGGUAUGAUAAUCAUCGUGAAGCUAUUUUAAAAGGUGGUAUUGGUAAAGAUUAUAAGGAUGAUUCUAUUGAUCUUUUCCAAUAUUUUUCACCUACUUGCUUCAAAGGAUAUGGAGAUGAUGAAAAAGGAUUUUAUACAGUUUAUCGUAAUGUAUUUGAAAAAUUAACAGCUGAAGAUAUGGAAUUCACAAAAGAAGAGGAUUUUGAGGAAGUUCCAGGGUUUGGAGAUUCACAAAGUUCAUAUGAAGAAGUUGUUCAUAAUUUCUAUGCUUAUUGGCAGAGCUAUAAUACAAAAAGAUCAUUUACAUGGUUAGAUGCUUAUGAUGUAAGAGAUGCUCCCAAUAGACGAAUCGCACGUCUCAUUGGGAAAGAAAAUAAGAAAAUUCGAGAUAAAGCUAAAAAAGAAAGAAAUGAACAAAUAAGAAAUUUAAUUGCUUUUAUACGUAAACGUGAUAAACGAGUACAAGUUCAUAUAGCUAAACUUAUUGAACAUGCAAAAGAAAACUUGAAAAAAACACAAGAACAGAAAAAGCAACAAUUAUUAGAAAGACAAAAACGAUUAAAGGAACAUAAAAUAUCAGAAUGGUUAAAAUUUUCAAACAUAGAAGCCGAACUCAAAAAUAUUGAAGCUAACCUUGAUCAAGAAUUUGGUGAAGAUUUAUCUUCUGAGGAAGAUAUAAAUGAUGAAAAUGCAAUAUAUAAUAGUUCUCAAUAUUGUGUAGCUUGUAAUAAAAAAUUUAAAACAUAUAAAGCAUAUAUAAAUCAUGAAAACUCUAAAAGGCACAAAAUUAAUAUUGCAGUAAUGAAAGCAUCUAUGAUGAGAGAAGAUCAAGUCAUUUAUAAUGCAUCCAUGAUUGGAAAUUUUGAAGGAAGUGAUAUUAAUACUGACUCAAUUUCAGAAUGUGAUAAAAAAUUAGCAACAGAUUCACAAAUGCCUGACUUUUUAUUAAAUCCUAUUCAAAAUAAUAAGCAAAAUAAAAGUGAUACUGCAGAAGAAACUUCAGAAGGAGAAUUAAUAUCAGAUGAUGAAUUUGAUGAUUCCACAAAAUCAAAAGAUGUAAAAUAUUAUUCAGAAGAAUCUAAAUUUGCUAUGAAUUCUCAGAUGACUGAUGCUCUUUAUAUACCACCUGAAGUAACCAAGAAUAACAAUGAAUAUUUAACUUCUGAAGAUGAGCUUAUUUCUGAUCAGGAAGAUGAAGAAAUUAUACAACUUAAGAAACAAAAGAAGAAAAAACAAAAAAAGGGUGUUCAAAAUCCAAUAGCGGAUCAAGUUACCGAUGAAGAUACAAAUAUUAAUGAAGAUAUAUUAUUAUCGAAAAAACAACGCAAAAAGCAGCAACAAAGAAAGGCAAUGUUACAUAAAAUUGCUGAGAAUAAUCAACAAUCAUCUAAUGACAAAACAGAGGAAUGCAAAGAAGAAAUAAUCAAAGAAACAAAUAAAACUGAAUUAUUAUUUGAUAAUUUAGAAAUAAAUAGAACAAUUAAUGAAAAAUCUAAAAGUAAGAAAACUAAAAGUGUAAAAAAAAAAGAAAGAGAAUUAGAAAAAGAAAGUGGAAGUAAAAGCAGUAAGGGAUCACAAAGUAUUGAAGCUUCAAAUCUAGCACAUCGUUGUAUUACAUGUAAAGUUGACUUUCCUAGUAAAAAUAAAUUAUUUGAACAUUUGAAGAAAACAGGACAUUCUGUAUAUAUACCAAAUUCAAUCAAAAAUAAAAAAAAUUAAGAAAAGUGUGGUAAAGGCAAAGGAAACAAUGAUAAACAAAAGCCAUUAAUUGUAUUAGAUAAUUUAUGUAUUACUUGAUUCAAUUUAGUAUAAUUAGUUUGGAAAAUGUGAAAGAUAUUCAAUUAAUAAAUCUUAUAAACCAUUCUGUAUUAUUGUACUUUUUAUGUACAUUGUACAUAUUUAUAUCUUAU